This is a messenger RNA of Drosophila albomicans, 1008 nucleotides long. RefSeq lists its product as uncharacterized. Gene Ontology annotation, cellular component: membrane. The coding region runs from base 1 to 1008 and encodes 335 amino acids. NCBI's taxonomy places the organism in Eukaryota, Metazoa, Arthropoda, Insecta, Diptera, Drosophilidae. Gene Ontology annotation, biological process: transmembrane transport. The transcript is spliced from 6 exons. Gene Ontology annotation, molecular function: transmembrane transporter activity. The record is from RefSeq and is a predicted model, not a curated record.
AUGCUGAGCAACAGUGUAAUUCUGGAGCUUGAACUGUCGGAACAUAAAAUGGCAAACGAGUGUGCAGUCAGUUGUGUGGAUGGAGAUGUUAAAGGCAUGAAGCGCAUAUUCAACUGUAUUAAACAAUUCUGGCAUCGUUAUCUACUUGUUGAGCCAGUAUUGAUUUUAUAUUGGACACCAACAUUAUUCAGAUUUGACAAGUUUGUGACAUACAAGGCAUGUCGCUUUAGUCUCGGCUACAACGAAGCUAUAUGCUCUGCCGUGCUAUACGAAAACAAGGAUGACAUCUACAUAAUUCCCUAUAUUAUAUUAAUGUUUGCUGGAGGCUGGGCAGAUCGCUAUAAUAAGCGUAAGGCGUUCUUGAUAUUACCGAUUCUGGGCAGAUGUCUACAUUAUAUAUUUCAGCUCACAUCUUCGAUAUACCGUGAGAGUCUGCCUUUCCGCUGGGUUGGCUGGUAUUUCCCAAUAAUACCUCUCAUUUUUGGCAGUCUUCCAUGUUUCUUGAUGUCUGCGUUUAGUUACAUUACAAUAACAACACCAGAAAGUGAUCGAGUCCUACGCAUCGGUAUCCUUUCAGUAUUUGUUCUACUUACAAACUUUCUACGUGGUAUCAUUGGGCAUCUCAUUAAUUCUGAGUUUUCAAAAUACUUUGGAAUUUGUGUGGGUCUGGAAAUCGCUGCUCUACUUUACAUUAUAUUGUUUAUAAAGGAGCCCAAGUUAAAUAAAAGUGUUUCUGAAUUCAAUGAUUCCGCUGGAGACAUUCAGUUAACAAAUUUGGAUGAUUUGCCGAUUCAAGAGAACGUCACGGAUAUUGAAUCAUCAUCUGAACCUUCUCGACGCAAUGUGCUCAAAGAAUUCUUCGAUCCGAUGUUGGUGAUAGAACUCUUUAAAUUACCUUUUAAGAGACGACACAAUAAUGAUAGACUUAUAUUGCUGCUAUUAAUUUUGUGUUACUUUCUAACUGCGGGACCUCUUUUACUAAAAUUUGGAAAUUCUCUGAUUCCAUAG